Molecule: messenger RNA, 1578 nt
Organism: Anthostomella pinea
Lineage: Eukaryota; Fungi; Ascomycota; Sordariomycetes; Xylariales; Xylariaceae
Source: the annotation of a GenBank genome assembly
AUGGCUCCUCCGUCUGCCUGCCUUGCGGACGAUUGGGAGGAAGUCGAUAACGACGACUCCUUCUCCGUCGUUUCGCUACCGAGCCUGCCUUCCAGUCGGGCGGGCAGUCCUGUGCCUUGGCUGACUGCCGGCAUGCAGGGCCUGCCUUCAAGUCAGGCGGGCAGCCCUGCGCCUUCUCUGACUGCCGACAGCAUCAUUCCCCGUCCCGUGCGACUGAACUUCUUCAACAACUGCACCCGCGAGCCGAGUGUUUCUUUUCCCUACGAAACAAGUGAUGAGGAGCCCGAGGUCGAGCCGAGUGUUUCCUUCUCCUUCGAAAUCGAAACAAGUGAUGAGGAGCCCGAGGUCGAGGUCGAGCACUAUGGCAUGGAUACAAAAGACGUUAUUCACACCGAACCCAAGGAACCCAAGGAACCCCAAAAAGACUCGAUGGCCGAAGAGACCCAGCUCAGCGACAUGCUGGACGUUGACAUUGAUCCGACCUUCCUCUACAAUGUCACCACCUCCCUGGUGAAGCUGAUCUCGGAAAUCGUAGCCAGCACCAGAUUUCGAGGCAACUACCAACCUCUCGAAGACACCGACAAGAUUAACAAGGCAUGUGAGGAGCUGAAAUCACACCUGAAGGACAUGGAGCCUAUUCUGCAAGGCUACGCGAAGCACUGGAAGCCCGAGGGAGAAAUCACAAAGCUUCCCAUCGACCCCGGCCUGUACGAAUGGAUGGCAAGCCUCAGAAUAGAACUGCUUGGUCUGCAAGCAGUACUGCAGACGGAGAUGCAGGGACGUGCUUCUUCUUCGACUCAGACCUGGGGUGCUUCUGAUGCCAAGCAUUACCACGAUACAUUGUUCGACUUCUGUGGGCAGAUCGAGGCCUUCAUGCCGACCAUUGGAGCGGAUUUCAAUGAGUUCCACACCGCCAGCCUACCUUGUCUGACCACUUGCGAUGUCCCCGAUACCUUCGAUGCCUGCACGCCCAUGGAGGGUCGUAACGGCUGCGGAUCUUCCCGGGAGCGUACCAAAGAUCAUACGAAUCGCCCGCCGUCUAGCCAUUUAGUCUUCCAUCUUCGUCGAGCAGUGUAUGCCCUCAAGGACCAGGUCUCGGCGUGCAUUGACGAGCUCCAGGCCAGCAAGGAGCAUGGUCUUGCCAACACGAAGGAAGAGCUGAUAGAAUUGGCCGACGUGACGAAAUCAUACUACGCCCUCAAAUCCAAUCUUGACCUCGUGCUGUCCAACCAUUCUUCUGACUGGAUCGAUCACAGCCUAUCUGGGGGCCUCACCUACCUCGAGUUCAGCCGACUCAACCCCGACACCAUUCGUUCUGUUACGUUGCAACUUAAGACGCUUGAGGAUAAUUUGUUCCUGGAGAGACGAAGAGUGGAGUCAAUGAGAUAUGUCAACGACCCUGACGGUUUGCUCGAAGACGCGAAGUUGACGGUCAAGAAGUGCGACAUGGAAGGAUUAAGCACUGCUCAGGAGGUUAUCUCGUCACUCUUCCGAUGCUCCAAUUCUCCUCCCAGUCCACAACGUCUUCUUGCUUCCCUCUAUGGUCAAUCUUCCCCUGGCGUCCCUAUCAAGAAGUAG